This is a messenger RNA of Leucoraja erinaceus (little skate), 4614 nucleotides long. It is a transcript of the gene gpr101, whose product is annotated as G protein-coupled receptor 101. The record is from RefSeq and is a predicted model, not a curated record. Lineage: Eukaryota; Metazoa; Chordata; Chondrichthyes; Rajiformes; Rajidae. Gene Ontology annotation, cellular component: membrane. Gene Ontology annotation, molecular function: G protein-coupled receptor activity. Gene Ontology annotation, biological process: G protein-coupled receptor signaling pathway. The coding region runs from base 218 to 1381 and encodes 387 amino acids. The transcript has 2 exons.
CCCUCCCUCCGGGGCUCGGCGGCUGCAGGACGGGUGAGGUGGUCGCGGUGCGAGGACGGGACGGCGCCGUUCGUGGGUCGCACGCUCGGUAAAUCCGGGCGCGGACGGUGCGAAGCCCACGGGGCAGCGGAGCGGGGCUCGGAUCACCCGGGAAUGACCUGCUGGCUGCCCGGCCCCGGGACUGACCGACAAGCGUCUCCACCUCGCUGGGUGGGGAAUGUCCGGCCUCGGUAACACGACCAGCCCCUGCCUGGAGUCAGCGACCCGCGGCGCGACCGCCGCCGCUCUGCUGGAGCUGGGCCUGGGCUCGGCCGUGCUGUGCGCCUCGCUGCUGGGGAACGGCCUGGUGCUGGCGGUGUUCAGGAGCAGGCCGCAGCUGCUCCACGUGGCCAACCGCUUCGUCUUCAACCUGCUGCUGGCGGACCUGUUGCAGACGCUGUUGGUGAUGCCGCUGGCGGUGGCGGGCAGCUUGCCCGGGCUCCGACCCCUCGCCGGCGGGCUCUGUAAACUGCUGGUGGUCUCUCUGCAUCUGUUCGCCUUCGCUGGCGUCCACAGCACGGUGUUGGUGUCCAUCGACCGCUACCUGGCCAUCAUGCACCCCCUAUCCUACCCCACCCGCAUGACGCCCCGUCGGGCAUCCAGUCUGAUCGCGCUGAGCUGGGCGCUGGGCGCUGCGCAGAGCACGCCGCCGCUCUACGGCUGGGGCCGGGUGGCCGCUGACGGCUGCUCCUCCUGCCGCCUCCUCUGGGCCUCCAGCCCCUCCUACACGCUGCUGACCGCGCUGCUCGCCUUCUGGCUGCCGGCCGGCAUCAUGCUCCGCUGCUACUGGCUGGUGUUCCGGGCGGCUCGGCGACAGAACGCCCGAGUGCAGCCGGCGCUCGCACGGAGCCCGGGCGGGGAGAAGCGUCGGGGUCGGGGCCCGCCGCGCCGCUCCCAUUGCAAGGCGGCGCGGGUGGUGUUCGUCACCGUGGCCUCGCACCUCCUGGGCAUGGGCCCAUACAGCGUCCUGGGCACCGUGUCGGCGGCCGGGGCCACGCAACCCGCACCCUGGCUCGGCGCCGCCGCCCUCAUCCUGGUGCAUUCGCGGUGCUGCGCGCACCCUUACAUCUACGGAUACCUCCACCGGGGCAUCCGCCGGGAGCUGCUCCUCCUCCUGCCCGCCGCAUGUUGCCGCCCACCGGCGCCCUCCUCCCCGACCAGCGCCAGGGCUCCCCGCACCGCUGGCUCCUGGGCCGCUCCCCGCGCCUCUGCCCCGACAUCCUGGGCAGAAGCCUCGGUCACUGCAGCCGCGGCCACUGGCGGCCGAAGGGACACCGUGUCGACCAGCUGCAGCUCAGACAACGAGCUGCACCUCCUGCCCGGUCACAGGGCCGACCGGUGACGGGGAUCCGAGCAGUGACUGGACACAGACUGGGGACGAAACCGGUGACAUGAUCCGGGCUGGGGAUGGGGAUGGGACCUAGACUGGUGAUGGAAUCCCGCACGGUGAACGAACCGGAAUCAGUUGAAGGGGUCCGUGACCAAAGAUGAAGCAUGAGAGGUCAGGUGAACAGGCAGGAGCAAAGAUUAUAGAGGAGCUAUCUUUGGGCAGGAGUAGGCUGUGAACGGCGGCAUCCUCGGAAUCAAUGGCCGCACUUGUGUGUUCUGUUUUGAUCACCCGGUCAUAGGAAAGAUGCCAUUUAGCUGGGAAGUGUAGAGAGAAGAUUUAUGAGGAUGUUGCUAGGACUGCAGGGUUGAGUGGCCUCGGACCGAGAGGAGCUGUUGUUGCCAAUUCUUACUGACUGAGGUCGACCGGUGACGGAGUUGAGGAUCCUGUUCCGGAGCGACGAGCAGAUGGUCUUAUAGAGGUGUAUAAAAUCACGAGAGGAAUAGAUCAGAUUGCCCAGAGUAGGUGAAUCGAGGGCCCGAGGACAGUUUGUGGUGAAGGGGAGAAGAUUGAAUAGGAAUAUGUGGGGUAACUUUUUCACACAAAGGGUGGUGAGUGUAUGGAACAAGCUGCUUGUUAGAGGAGUUAGUUUAGGCUGGGACUAUACGAAUGUUUAAGAAACAGUUAGACAGGUACAUGGAUAUGACAGGUUGGGAGGCAUACGGACCAAACGCAGGCAGGUGGGACUUAGAGGUUGGGAAGACUAGGACUUUAUUCGUUGUACAAGAAGCUGUGGGGUGAUCUUACAGAGGUGUAUAAAAUCAUGAGGGUUAUGGAUACGGUGAAUGCAGUUUUUUAGCCAGAGUAGAGGAAUCAAGAACUGGAGGACAAUAGACAAUAGGUGCAGGAGUAGGCCAUUUGGCCCUUCGAGCCAGCAGUGCCAUUCAAUGUGAUCAUGGCUGAUCAUCCCCAAUCAGUACCCCGUUCCUGCCUUCUCCCCAUAUCCCCUGACUCCACCAGGACAUACAUUUAAGGGGAGAGGGAACAGAUUUAAUAGCAAAUGUUUCCCAUCAUGUUAGAGGCUACUCGCCAGGGACAUCACCCAUUGCCUUGUGUCACAUUCCGAUAAGGUCUCAACCUUCAUUCUCCUCACGGACAUGGUGUUGUCUCUGGGCUGGAACAGUGCAUCAGCCCAAUGCUGCAGAAUGUUUGUGAAACUGCUGCUGCAGUGAAGGAAGGAGGUCGACACAAACGGGCAACACACUGACCACUGGGAUUAUCACAGAAGCAUUGGUCCAAAGGCUGCAGUCUCAAGUGGGGAAUAGACGUGUGGAAAUAGGCAUUGCAUCCCACAGUGCAUGGAGUGAUCUGUUUACCCCAUGAGUGCAAGGUUGAUUCUGUCCAGUCAUAUUUGAUACUCUUAUUGAACGAUAACUAUUAUUAAAAGUAAAAUUCAACAAAUGCUUUGGGGGAAAUGUCAUUAAUUAAUUUACUUACCUGUAAUAAUAUUCAAGCAUCAUGUGGCUAAUGUUUUGGUGGUUGGUGAAACAAUGCCUGAUAAUGGCUGAGAAAGACAGAAGAGGGCCAAGAUAGACAGGAGAGGAGCAAGUAGUCUGGGAAUGAGAGGAUAAAGAUCAGCAGGAGAUGGCAACAGGGGAGUGCAGCCGGUGCAGGGACAUGCCGGCAAUAGCACAUGACCCAUGUUGUACCCAUGGACUGCAGGGUGUGAGAGGGGGCAGUCAGUAAGCAAAUACCAGAUGUGCUCAUCAUUCCUUUCCCCAAUCACAGACUGACUUGCCUGACUUUCCCUACAGAUCUGCUUUUUGCAGCUUUCACUUUCCUUUGUACUUUCUGUAGUGGCCAUUUGGUUUGUUUGCAUGUCAUUGAUGAUGGCAUGUGUCUGUAAAUUUUAGACUGCCCGUUAUAUUGUGGGUGGGAUUUAUGACGUAUUUUUGGGCGUGAUUUGGGCUAUGUAUCUUGCGCAGAAGGUUCGUUUUUAGUUUAGUUUGGAACGAGCAUGGAGAAGAUUUACCCUUCGACCAUGCGAAGUGUAAUGGAGACACAAAGAGUUUUUUAAUGUUUAAAGCGAUGAGCUGGAGUUCGAUGAAGAUUAUAGUAACGACUCUGAAGAAGUUUGGAUGUACCUUAUUGUUUUCAUCAACAAUAAAUAAUUUAUUAACCAAAAGACUGUGCUUUUGAAGACUUAUCUGUGAAGAAUCUCUGAAGGUCUCUAAUGAUGAGCUCGCAUGCGUACGGAGACAAUCCCCCUAACCAUGCUGUCCAUUUAGCGGUUACAGGGACUAAUCUCUAAAUCUGCUGCUACACUUACUCCCUCCAAAUGCGUCAUCUCACAGCUGGUAUCUUUCUUUGUGGUCUCCCUAUGAUUCAUCAUCGGUGGUCAAGGCAGGAUCGGGGUACGGAUUGGGGAUGAUCAUGAUCACAUUGAAUGGCGGUGCUGGCUCGAAAGGCCAAAUGGCCUACUCCUGCACCUAUUGUCUAUUGCCUAUUGCCACUCAAAAUAAGUAUGACUGUCCUCUCAUAGAGGAUGCCUGUGCUUGACUUUGUUUAACGUGGGGAGACUGGUGCACAGACAGCCACCACACGGUCCUUGACAGAUCUGGGUCAGAAUCCAGUGGCAUGGAACCCAAGACGACCGGGGACCCUUUUCUGCUGCAGCCUUCAUCCACCUUCCCAGCCGUUGUGACGUUCCAAUAAAGUCAGCCAUCAUCCUCCGCCUGUUCCCCAAUUGAAGUUUUGGUUGGAUUACUCAUUGUCAGAGAUCUCCCCCUUGACCGUACCACCAUGGGUGACCCUACCAGGAGCAUAGCUCCAGACUGCAUCGUUCUCAGGACCACACAAGCUUCUCCACCAUGACAAGGUGACAAUCCAGAGUCUCCCUCUGAUUAGGACAUAUGUGUGCAGGGAGUUAUGAAAUCAAGUUCAAAGCACACAAGGCUGUAGAUUUUGACAGGGUGAGAGACAUCACAUUACCAGGAAGGUGCAAGUCAGGGUGUGCCAGAGGAAAAGACCUCUCAAUAAAACUAUCAAUCACAAACUUGUGCCACAGGCUAGACAGGCCAUAAAAUCAGCAAUUGCAUUCGGAGUUGAAAAGUAUGGAGGAUAUGUAAAAUUUUAGCUGGGAAAAACAGAUUGAUUUCAAUUCCCCUAGUUUUAUACUAAAUUAAUUUCUUCAACUUCAAACUUGCAGUAACUGCAAAUGACCAAAAUGCAGAACCUAUGAGGUGAUG